Molecule: messenger RNA, 1107 nt
Organism: Drosophila montana
Lineage: Eukaryota; Metazoa; Arthropoda; Insecta; Diptera; Drosophilidae
Exons: 2
Coding region: 651-998 (115 amino acids)
Source: RefSeq, a predicted model, not a curated record
CAACAGUUGAACAAUCUCUUAUUCCCAGUUUUGGUUGGACAGUAAUUGAAGUUUGGUGCGCUCUCAAACAAAAUGCAAAUUAAAUUUGUUUUUAAUCAAGCACACGCUUCAAACCACAAAAAAAAACUAACAACAAAAAUAAUAACAAAACGAAAAAAAAAAGGUUUUCUAGCGGGGGUCGCUUCAGGGUCGCUUGAGUGAGCUGCUUGGCGCGUGGCCCCGGCCACCGGCAAAGCAAAUCAAUUAAAGGGCCGCAUUUCGAACACACAAAGCGCAUUUUGUUGACCUCUAAGUCCAAAAAUCAAUUGGCUGCUGUCCACUCAACAGACUCAGGGGUCAAGAUAAUGCAUAGAUAAAGACGAAACGUGAUCAAAGCUCCAUCAAUUCUUCAAGCUGCGUGCAUCCACAGACCGCAAGAAACCGGUCGGCGUAGCCAGUGAUUGGAUCUAUAGAUCACAGCCGGACGGCAGAGACAAGCGAAGAGCGAGGCAGCUGGGGCCGAUCAAGUUCAAAGUCAUUUGACAGCUUCCGUCGCCGCUGGCAGUGACAGAUCGGCGAUCUUCACAUUAGCUAACAUAUAUAAGGUGUUGCAUUCACCAAGAGCCACAGCACAUUGCGUCUACCCAUCGUAGCACAAACAUCAAGACAUUAUGAAAUUCGUGAUCAUUGCCGUUGCCUUCCUGGCCUGCGCCUUCGCCGAUGUUUCGGAACUAGCCCAGCCCGGCUAUGACUACCCACAGCCGGCACUACCAGCGCCCGCACCCGUGGAGACCUACGUUCCGCCCGCACCCCCAGCACCACCAGCGCCCGAGUACAUUCCACCGGCACCAGCUGCACCGCUGCCGGAGUACAUCCCACCCGCACCCGUGGCUGCCCCGGCUGAUGCCUACAUUCCGCCCGCCGCCGCGGAGCCCGUCUUCGAGGAGAUCGAGCAGCCCGCUCAGGAUGGCUACCGUUAUAAGACUGUGCGUCGUCGUGUCUUCCGUCACCGCAACUAAAUGUGACCCGAUCUGAAUUGGAGAGGAGUCUUGCUUGUUUUUUGUUGUUAUCGCUGGACUCGAGUGUGUUGGAAGCUGGCACCAAGCAUAUCUAGAGCGAAGAAGAUAU